AUGGCGAGCGACAAGCACUUCGGUCCUCGACUGCCGGUCCUCUUUGACUUCACCGCAGCAAUCUUCGUGUAUGCCUUCCUUCAGAUUAUCCUUUUUGUCCUCUGGAUAAAGGCCCCCGAGACAAAAGCAAGAACCUCCGUUGCGGAGCCAACAGUUGCAGUCAUAGAAGCAGUCGUCAUAGCCGUACUGUCCUAUUUCGAGCAUGUCAAAUCCACGCGGCCAUCUGUCCUCCUCAACGGGUAUCUGGCCUUGACCAUAAUCCUUGACAUUGCCCUCUCGCGAACCUUCUGGAUCCGAGAUGGCGCCAACGCCAUCGCAGGCGUCUUCACCACGUCGUCGCUCCUUUUCUGGUGGUUGAAUGGGCUGUUCUACCGGGGCGCAAAACAUCUCCUUGCCAUUGACGAUUUGGACAACAUCAACCACAAGCUGAGUUCAGGGUCACUUCAUGACAGACUGAGCGCCAGGUGGGAAAGCCACUCUAAGGAGAGUUCCUUGGCCUUGCUAUCAUGUACCUACAAGUGGCAAUUCGCUGCUGGCGUGAUCCCGAGACUCUUCUACGCAGGGUUCAACUUUGCACAGUCUUUCCUCAUUCGAGAAGUAAUCACCUUCAUCGGUAUUUCUGAUGGAGAAUGGUCCAACCAGGUUGCCAGCGGUCUGAUAGGGGCAACGGUCCUCAUCUUUGUUGGCCGUGCUAUUGCUGGUCUAUGGUAUAGACACACUGUGAACCAGAUGGUGACCAUGUACAGGGCCUCCCUAGUCUCGCUAAUUUAUCAAAAGACCCUUGAGCUGCAGACGACGAGCAUCAAGGAAAACGCCCCGGUCACGCUCAUGUCAACCGACGUUGAGCAAUUGCUGGGGGUAACUGGCCUGCACGAGAUCUGGGCUUGCUUCAUCGAGCUCCCGGUCGGAAUUUACAUUUUAUACCGUCAAGUCGGACUGCCGAGCUUGUUCAUCUUGAUCCCCACAAUCGUCACAACUCUUCUAAGUGGCGCUCUGGCCCCGGCUAUGGAACCAGCCCAGAUGGCAUGGAAUGCAGCUGUUCAGGAGCGAAUUGGACAGGCAUCCGGUAGCGUCUCGUGGGACGUCACGCCGCUGAUUGUCAUCCUGGCAGCGAUCUAUUGGACGAAGGCUGGGGAAGGAUUGAGCAUCACCGAGGCAUUCACUUCGCUAUCCAUCAUCUCCCUAGCAACGCAACCCAUCAUCAUGAUUAUUGUGUCGUUGACGCAAGCCGCUGGCAUAUGCGGCUCGUUCAUCCGGAUUCAGACAUUCUUAAUGUUAAACAAGCAUGCAGAUCCCAGGUCCCCUGUGGCCCCUGAGACGAAGCGCCAGAAGGACAACCCGCCUGCGAAGGCACUCUUCCUAGGAUCUCUAGAGAUGGAGGAUAUAGUGGACAACGAUAACUCACGCUUGCAAGCCACUGGGUCCGCAGUGAAGAUCACUGACGCCUCGUUCAAGAUCGGUGAAGGAACCACAUUGCUGCGCGAUAUCAGUAUAGAGGUCCAGCGAGAGACAGUUUCAAUGAUCAUCAGUCGUGUCGGAGGCGGCAAGUCCUCACUGCUCAAAGCCAUGGUCGGUGAGCUUGCCCCAGACAGAGGCGAGGUCAGAUCAGCCUGGAAAUCUUGCGCAUAUUGCGAUCAAGCGCCUUGGCUACAGAAUAUCAGUACCAAAGACAACAUGGUUGGACAAACUCCACUCGACGAGGUCUGGCUCUCGACAGUCAUUUCAGCAUGUGCAUUGGACCGUGAUCUGUCGUUUCUACCCAAGGGCGAGGAUACUUUGGUGGGCUCAGGUGGUAUCGCCUUGAGCGGCGGCCAGAAGCAGAGAAUUGCUCUGGCUCGCGCAGUGUACUCACGGAAGAAUCUGGUCAUUCUAGACGAUGUCUUCAGCGGCCUGGAUAACAAAACCUCCCGCACUGUUUUCAAACGGCUACUGGCCCCAGAUGGCUUACUCCGGAAGAGCAAAGCAACUGUUGUUCUUUCCACAAGCAACCCCGACUUGCUCGCUGCCGCUGACCACAUCACCAUGCUCGAAGGCCACAUCGCUCGGAAUCAGGUACCCUACGAUUCUCUCAAGCCUUCUGAUUGGGGCGCUCUUACGAAUGGACCCGAGGCUCCUGAAGCAGAUGAGAAGAAGGACGAAGCCGUAAAACGUAUCGGACAGUUGGCGAGCGCUACGAAAGAUAUCCUUCAAGAGCACGAUCUGACACGUCAAACUGGUGAUUGGGAGUGCUGUAUGAUUUACUUCCGCUCACUCAGCUGGCGCUUUGCUGGCUUGUCUUUUGUCAUGAUCGCGGCCGCAGUUGGACUUGAGAUUAUGCCAAAGGUAUGGCUCAAAUUAUGGACGGAGAAGGGUGCAGCGCCCCAAGACGCAGGCUACACUGCAGGCUACGUUGCAUUCGCUGUGGCAGCCGUUCUCAUUGGGGUCACCUCUCUUGGCGCACCUCUGUACUUCUUCACGACAACUGAGAGCGGCACAAUACUGAACCGCUUCAGCCAGGACAUGACUCUGAUAGACCAGGUGCUUCCUUUCGCAGCCUACAUGACAGCCAUGCGUAUCAUUGCCUCUGGAGCUAAUUAUGUCGCAGCCGUCAUCCCGUUCAUCGCCAUGGCCCUCUUCUUUUUUCAAAGGUACUACCUUCGCACCUCGCGACAAAUGCGCUUCCUCGACCUCGAGAUGAAAGCGCCCCUGUAUACGCACUUCACAGAAACCGUCUCAGGCGUGGCCACCAUUCGCGCAUUUGGCUGGGCACGGCCAUUCCAGGAGGCGAACACGCGCAAGCUCGAUGUCUCGCAGAAGCCAUACUAUCUGAUGAUGUGCCUGCAGCUGUGGCUGCAGCUGGUUCUUGACAUGUUCGUCGCCGGCUUGGCGGUCGUAUUGGUAGCAGUUGCGCUCAAGGUCAGGAACUCGACUUCCCAGGGGGCUAUCGCCCUGGCCAUGGUCAAUCUCCUGGACUUUGGAGAGACGCUGACCAUCUUGAUUGGUCAGUGGACUGAACUCGAGACCUCGCUUGGCGCCAUUGCUCGAUUGAAGCUGUUUGUCCAAGAAACGCCAAGCGAGGACAAAAAUGAAGAAGUCGGCGGCACUUCGAACGGAGUCGACCUCUCCACUCUACCACGUCGACUUAUCCGGUCUCACCUCGCCACUGUUCCGCAAGACCCCAUUGAGAUCACGGGCAGCGUUCGCGCCAACCUCGACCCAGAGACCCAGAUACAGUGCGACGAGACCUUGGUGUCGGCUCUGCACAAGACCAAUAUCUGGCCUCUCGUGGAGGCCCGCGGCGGUUUGAAUGCGGAUAUGGCUGAAAUCCGCUUGUCCACCGGGCAGAAGCAGCUAUUCUGCCUGGCACGCUGUCUGCUCUCGCGCAGCAAGGUCCUUCUGCUUGACGAACCUACGGGCAGCGUGGAUCGUGAAGAGCGACAUGGAUAUUAG
This is a messenger RNA of Emericellopsis cladophorae, 3429 nucleotides long. RefSeq lists its product as uncharacterized. Gene Ontology annotation, biological process: transmembrane transport. The record is from RefSeq and is a predicted model, not a curated record. The coding region runs from base 1 to 3429 and encodes 1142 amino acids. Gene Ontology annotation, molecular function: ATP binding; ABC-type transporter activity; ATP hydrolysis activity. NCBI's taxonomy places the organism in Eukaryota, Fungi, Ascomycota, Sordariomycetes, Hypocreales, Bionectriaceae. The transcript has 11 exons. Gene Ontology annotation, cellular component: membrane.